GAACAUAAAGAGCACAGUUUAUCCUGGGCGAGACUUCAUAAAGUCUGCUUUGGGGAAAGCGUCGGGAAUAAAUUUGCAUAGAGCUUUUGCAUUCAAUCCCCAAUGAAAAUCAACAAAAAUGGACAUAGCACGUGUACAUCAUGAUAACACAUUGACGAUUCUUGAGAAACAGAGGAUCAAACACAAAACCUGGAGGUCCAUUUUACAGCACCGUUUGAAAAGCUCCUCCUUGGCACAGGAAUCAGCCUCAAAGAAAAGGUUUUGCAGACUGUCUAUCGAAGAAAUAAAGCAAUGGGAACUCUCCCUUGAAAGACUGCUGUCCCACACCUAUGGGCAAGCAGCAUUCAAAAUCUUCCUGCAAUCAGAGUUCUGUGAGGAGAACAUAGAGUUUUGGCUGGCGUGCGAGGAGUUCAGAAAGAUCAAAUCUCCAGCUAAGCUCGCCUCCAAAGCCAGCAGGAUUUAUGAGGAGUUCAUCAGGAGCGAGUCCCCCAAGGAGAUCAACCUGGAUUAUCACACAAAAGACUCCAUUACCCAGAAUCUCCAACAGCCAACUUAUUCCUGCUUUGCUGGAGCCCAAAAUAAGAUAUACUGCCUCAUGGAGAACUCCUCUUACCCUCGAUUCAUUCAAUCAGAGUUCUACAAGGACCUUUGCAAAGUGGCAGCGAGAAAAGGAACAUAUCUGAAAGCUUGAACUUAAAUCUGUUGUUGGCAGAUCAUCGAAAAAAGCUUCCAUGUUAACUCACGACCAUAGUGAACUGAACCUGGAACUGACCAUGACUUGAAAAGUAUCUGGGGCUUAGGUAAGCACUAGAACUAGGGUUGCCACUUUUCAAAUAUUGAGAAAGGUCAAACAUGGAUGGUUUACAAUCCUAACUCCAUUUCAACUUUGCACAGUCAUGGCCCUUUGUACAAUCAGUUUUAUUUUUGCUGAACAAUUGUAAAAACAGAUAAAUAUGUUCUGUCGUCCCUAAAUUAACAUUUUUUUUUUUUUAUUAAUACCAAGGCAAUUUGCAUUUGUGUAUUUAUAGAAUGUAUGUAAAUAGGCCAACAAUAAAUGGACAAGUGUUCUUUUUAUAUUCUUGUAAAAUUGUUAAUGUAAAACUAACAUUGUGGGUUGCAUAAUUAGGCAGACUUCAUUGAUGUUGUCACUGACAUGAAAUAAACCUUCUCUUAGUUGCAGCUGGUCUGCAAAAAUAAUUUUUAAAUGAUUCAUAAAGUGUAUGAAUGUUUAUGUGUUUUAAAAACACAAUUUUUUGACAAUCAGCCUUGUGUUCUGAUGCAGUGAUACUGAUGUCAUUUCAAUAAAAAUGAUGCAAAAUGCUA
Molecule: messenger RNA, 1323 nt
Organism: Anguilla anguilla (European eel)
Lineage: Eukaryota; Metazoa; Chordata; Actinopteri; Anguilliformes; Anguillidae
Product: regulator of G-protein signaling 2-like
Exons: 5
Coding region: 119-691 (190 amino acids)
Source: RefSeq, a predicted model, not a curated record